Cucurbitaria berberidis CBS 394.84 is the source of this 933-nucleotide messenger RNA. RefSeq lists its product as uncharacterized. The annotation marks the transcript as partial. The record is from RefSeq and is a predicted model, not a curated record. The transcript has a single exon. NCBI's taxonomy places the organism in Eukaryota, Fungi, Ascomycota, Dothideomycetes, Pleosporales, Cucurbitariaceae.
UCGCCACCUUCCGACAGCAGUGGAGACACACUACACCAGGAUACAAGCCCCGACGACCACCCUAAUGGUGAUGGCGUGCUCUCCCUCAGCAGCCCUAACGAACUCAAGUUGAGCAACCUGUCGAUAGACGAUGGGGGAGUGCGCUUCUUCAGAGGUGGUACAGAUCGUUACAGUAGUCCGUUCCAUCGUGGCGUCAAGUCGUACCAUGACUCCAGCUCUUCCGAUCCUCCCCUCCGUGAGAACUCUCGCAGGGAUAGUAAUCACCGCUCGACAACUUCAUACAGCGGCAGGGCUGGAGGUUCAGGCUAUCGCAGCUCACGUACGUGGAUGUCCCCCGAUCAGCAAGCCCAGCAAGAGUUUAUGGUGAUACGCAACGCCAUGCGCCGGCUGUUCAAGAACUCCGAAGUCGCCAAGUGGAAGAUCUCUGACUAUAUUGCUCACCGUGAAGCCAUAGUUGCUUCCCAGGCAAGCAGGCUUGCAAAUCAGGUCAAGGCGAAAGAAGAAGCCCGUAUCUCCCCGGUUAUUGCUCCCCAUGUCCAACACAACCUCAGAAAGUGGGGGCUUGAAGGAAACUUCGAUGGGCAUGGUAACUUGGGACGCGUCCUUGGAGAACACACGAUCUGGUGCGACGAUUGGAUGAAUGGCAAGGAUGAGGUGUCGCCUUGGCCCUCUAUGCCUGAGAUGAAGUGGGAGGGUGAUGAUCGGGCCAAAACUGGCGUCGGACGCUUCUUGCCCCUUCCUCGUGAAGAAGGCCCGCCCACUCUUCAGUGGAAUCAACUCCCAGUCAUCGAGCAGUACCCUAUCGAUCAGGUUGCCCGCAUUCCGACCAUGGAGGACAUUUAUCUCCCGGUUGACGACCAGAUUGAGCCAGAUCGCGAGUAUCUAUGGAGCAAGAACCUUGAGAAGGAUAUCGACGCCUUCUUAGAGUCAUAA